Ctenocephalides felis (cat flea) is the source of this 790-nucleotide messenger RNA. RefSeq names its product PEST proteolytic signal-containing nuclear protein-like. Gene Ontology annotation, biological process: protein ubiquitination; proteasome-mediated ubiquitin-dependent protein catabolic process. The record is from RefSeq and is a predicted model, not a curated record. The coding region runs from base 94 to 738 and encodes 214 amino acids. Gene Ontology annotation, cellular component: nucleus. NCBI's taxonomy places the organism in Eukaryota, Metazoa, Arthropoda, Insecta, Siphonaptera, Pulicidae. The transcript has 6 exons.
GUUGUCAAUUGUCAUUAAUGGAAAACGAAAGUCGAAUGAAAUUGUGAUUUUUAAAUUGCUCUAAAUAAUAAAAGUGUUGAUAAAGGUGCUACAAUGAGUCGUAGACGAGAGACGGAAUACUACUCAAAAGGAUCAUCUAGCGGUAGCAGCAGAGAUUACAGGAGUCACAGGUCUAGGUCUCCUUCGAGAGAAGAUUCACAUCAUGAAUAUAGAGAUAGAAGCAAAGAAAGAUCAUCUGACAAAUAUCAAAGCAGCCACUACAGCCGCAGUCGAGAUCAAGAUUCAGACAGACGAAAGGAUGUAAGAGAAAGGCAUUAUGAGGACUCGGACAAGAAAGGUAGAAGAAGACGAUAUUCAGACUCUUCUGAUAGUACAGAUGAAGAUCAAAAAACUAAAACAAAUAUUCCGCCUCCACCACCACCACCAAGAAUAACAAAGGUUUCCAUGACUAUAAAGCCACCUGCCCAAAAAGCAUUGAGUAGUUUUAAAUUGGGGCCAAAACCUACUGUACCGGCAAUAGCAAAACCAGUUGGAACAGUUGCAUCUGUAUUCAAUCAAGAUAGUGACGAAGAAGAAGAAGAAAUGCCUUCUGAAGCUAGAAUGCGCAUGAGAAAUAUUGGAAGGGAAACACCUACUUCUGCUGGGCCAAAUUCAUUUGGAAAAACAAAACAAGGAUUUUGUGAUUCAAAGAAAAUUUUUGAGAAGAAUUUACGAGCUGCAAUGGAGCAAGAUGACUGAACACUAUGUUGAGUCAUUAGUUAAUAGGAUUAAAAAUGUAACAAAGAUUCUG